AUGCAGCGCCUGCUUUCCAAACGAAGGAGCUCACGGCGUGAGCGCCUUCGGCAACGGAAAUCCAGCUUCUCUCAGCGCCUCUCGGUGCUGCUCAGUCGAGCGAGCGUAGGCUUGCGGAACAUAAGCUGCGAGAGCCCACAUGCUGCCCUGGUGUGGCUCCACCAGGUGAUAUCGGCGAGCAUUGAAGCUGACGGGCUUGUCGUGCAUGUCCAGCCAUCGUCCCCGCAGCUCCCGGUCGCCCUUCUUGCCGGCCAGCAUCGCGGUAGAGUCGCCCUCGUCGUCUUCGAUCCACACUCGCCCCCCGGUGUAAUCGCCGAGAGCCAAAGCAUGAUUCAAGUGCCCUGGCAUGUUCUGAAUGUCACGGUGCAGGCCCAUGAUGACGCCCUGGGGAGUGAGAGCCCCUUCGUUGCCGUGGGCCACCGAAUCAGCGGUGGUUCCAACGAUCCUCACUGGGCACAUCGAGCUGUGGGUGCAGAGCACGGCGAGAUGGAUGGUUGGGCGGCCGAUGGGUGGCCGCAGGCUGGCGAGGUGCAGCUGGCUUUUACAUUUGCGGGCGAGUGGCAGCCUGCAUGCGAGGACUUGCCUUCCGGGAUCUGCAACUUGGAGGGUGGGGCUUACUUAGGUUCCUUCCUGUAUGCUGGUUCAACGGGGAGUGUGUUGCCGGGUUUGAUGUUUCAAUCCAGGGGACUUCUGAUCAAUCAGUGCACAGUCUCUUGGCCUGUUUGCCGGUGCAUACGCUACCUCACGAGCUACCGAGGGAUGCGGGUAGGAGAAGCCUCGCAUCCAGGGCCAGGUCAGAAUGCACAGAAAUGGAAGCGGGCGGCGCAACAACAGGCUGCCCAGCUAAAGCAAAUCAUGCAGCUGCUCCAAGCCCUUCUUGGUUGCAUAAAGGGCGGCGGCAUUGCUGAGAUUGGGCCUAGCGAUUGGCAUGGCACAGUGCUUCCGUAUGAGAAUUUGGAACAGGAGCUUCGCAAUCGUGGCUCGGGUCCCAUUGUGGUUUUGGUGGGCAGCGCUCAGGAGGCCGAUGUGGCGGCCCAACUCGUUGCCGGCCACGGCCGACAUGCAGCUUGGAUUCUUUAUCGUGAGCGGCAAGCCCAGCUCACGGUACCAAUGAUGACAGGAGGCCAGUUGCGGCCUCAGCAUGUUUGUUGUCAGUCUGUGCCGUGCUUGGGUGUUGCGUUUCCUUCUCUGAAGUCGGCCCCUCGCCCGAAGGCGGCCCCCACUAACGCUACAUGUCCGAUGCGAGUCAUUGUUUGCUCUUCGCUUGCUGCCGAAAGCUUGUGGAAAUCCGCGGCCAGUCAGCCUCGACGUUUCCUUCAGGAUUGGGUCAAGCAGGUUUUGCCGGGGCAGCUCCGUGGGGUGGUUCAGGACUCAUGGGGUUUUGCCGAGGGCCAGCGUUCCGGGAACAAGGUUGUUACCGGACUUAUUCGUAUUGAUACUGCAGUUGUGAUUCCUUUGCUGGCGGUGUCAGGCCGACUUGGAGUAUUCUUGGAGCCCGUAGCCCACCAUCCCGCCUACCCCAAUGCGGUCGUUGAUUGGCAAAGGCCGGCGCCGGGUGAAUCGUGGGCUCAACUGUGCCAGAGACUAGGGGAGCAGAAGCCCGCUUACGGUUUGGUGUUGGGGGGGCGGCAGCUCGGCCUUAGGCGAGCCCCGGGGGCAGAUUACGCGCCCAAGACCUUGUGGCAGAUAGUCGGAACACCCGUGCAUUGGUCCGACUCCUUUCUGCGUGAGCUCAUCGUUGGCAAGACACCGGCGGCAUCUGCUGAAAUUCUCAGGCGUCAGGUUCGAGGUCGUAGGUGCACGUGGUGGGUUCGCGCCGCCAUUCCGGGAGGAGAGGAUGCACAUUGCUUGGUCGCUGCGGAAGGGGCACAGGAGCUAAACGUUUGGAUGCUCCCCUCCACCGCUAAGCCCCCCCCAAGAAAGCCAGGUAGGCCCAUUGUCCAGCAGGGGGCCUUCUCUUUGUUUAGGGCGCCUUUUGAGCAGGUUGACAGGCCCAGCACCGCCAUUCCCGUUUCAGAUGACUUGGAGGUCGAUGCCGAUGGUGAUGGUGAUGCUGAUGCUGGGACUCGGCCCUCGCCACCGCCUAAGCGUGCUGCGGCCAACUUCGUAGCACGUGUACUGCCGGAGGGAGCGCAGGUCCACCCGGUACCGGGAGACGGGGCCUGCUUCUUUCAUGCGGUCUCUAAGGCCCUUGAGGUGUUGCAUGAUCGCAAGGUUUCGGCCGCACAGGCUCGAGCGGAGACGGUAGCGCACUUGAGGAGAUAUCCUGAUGCUUACAUUGGUUUUUGGGGCCAUGUGGACGACCACGGACAGUUCGUUGAAAGCUACUCGGACUAUCUUACCAGAAUGGCGUCGGCAGACGCAUGGGCCGGCCACAUGGAAUUGGUUGCAUGUGCAAAAACCUUGAAGAUCUGUCUGCUCAUAUUGCCGGAAGAUACCUCGAGAAUCACAUGUUGCUUUGGUAAUCCUGCCCAUCCCCCGGUAGCUCUCUUCCAUACCCGCAAUCAUUACGACUUGAUUCUGCCAUCGGAGGGCACUGUGUAUCCAGGUGUUAUCAUGGACAUAGCCAAGGAGGGGCCUGAUCCCCACAUUCCGCGAGCAGGAUCCUCGGCGCCAUCGUCGGCUCCAUCAGGCCUUCGUCCAUUUGUUGCGGGGCGGGGACGCCCGCUUAGCACUCCUUCCAUUGCUUCUUCUGCGCCCACGGCUUAUCGGCUCGCUAGGGCUAGGCAGCCAAAUGCUGAAUGUCAGUAUGCGGUUACUCCGCCGGCGGGUGACUCAAACCGUGGUGGGGACGGUGCUGUCAAUGUUGAGCGUUCUUCUAGUGCUUCUGCAUCGGUUCACAACGCGUCGAUUCCUGCCCCAACCACGCCCGAGAUGAUUGCUGAUCUGCCUGAUGACUGGAAGUGCGACUGGUGUGACUUUGUGGCGAAGGCCCCCAGGUUGCCUGAGUUUCGGGUUCCGGCGGCAGCUGAUGUCGUGGCGUGGUCCAAUGCCCCCAAAGCCACCCGAGCCGUCAUUUCUGCGGCUACGGCCCGCCGCUUGCUUAAGCACCGCUCGGGAGGAUUUGGCAAUCACCAGGAGAUUGAGUUUUAUCGCAUCCCGUGGAUGGGCUCCAAGCACAAGAAGGCCAGGGCUUCGCGCAUGGUGUACGUUUGCACGGCUUGUAUGCAGACUGCUGAUACGCCCAAUCGCAUCAAGAGUUUGACAUGUGUGCGGGGUCCGGGCUCUAGCCCUCGUGCGGGCUUCAUCGCACGGCUGCGCAAAUGCAUUACUGAGGAUCACCCGAGUGAGCUGCUUGAUGGUGCCCGUGCUUUGUUGGAUAGGCUCACUGGCGACGCUCCGUCGGCUCCCCGCCGCUUCACUGGCAAGCGCAAGCCACCGCCGGCUUUGCGCAAACAUGAUAUCCUCGCCUUGGCAUGGCCCACCGUGUGGCGGCGUGCUUACACUUUUCGGCUGCGCUUCAUCUGCAAAGUUUGCUGCGCUAGUCAGUCCACGCGUGCCAACCUUGGGAACCGCCCCUGUGGUGUGACUGUGCGUGGCGCCGCCCGGCUCAGGCGUCAACUUGAGGAUGCGGUUGGUGCUGCUGGUCUUCGUGAUGAUCCGGUCGUCGCGCACGGCUUGCGCAUCAGGUCUGACACUGUUGCCGUUGACACUCUUCGCUUGGGCACGCUCAACGUUGCCACUCUUGCGGGCCGUGUUGCCACCGUCAUUGCUUUGUGUGUCACGCUGGGAUUGGACAUCUUGGCGCUGCAAGAAACUCGUGUGCCUCAACACUCGCGUGCUUCGGUUGAGGCGGCUUUUGCUAAGGCGGGCUGGCAUUGCACUUUGGGCCCGUCUGCGGUGUCCACCGAUGGCAAGCCUUUGUACGGCACUGCCAUUGUUUCCCGUGUGCCAGUUGUUCCGUUUGCUUUGCCGGAGACGUUGCUGCCACAGGGUCGUGGUUGCGGGGUCCGUGUGCAUCGCGCGGUCGGUCGUCCGGUGCUUUGCACUAACCUUUACCUUCCUGCUUCCUCUGAAACACAGGCCGCUUCGCACCUGCGUGACGUCUUUUCCUUUCUUGCGUCCACCGGCGAGGAGUGUGUUUUGCUUGGUGACUACAACCUCACGGCGCAACACGCCCCACUCUCUGAGGUGAGGGCUUUGGGCACCUGGAGGUUAGCUGACGAGGUUGUUUUGGGUGACUGUGUUAUGCCUCCCACGCGUCGGGACAAGCAUGGCCAACCUUGUGGAAGAUGCGUGGACUUCGCUCUUUCCACUGCGGGCCUUCCGGCUUUGGCUCGUCAGCAAAACCGCGGUCCUGCGGAUCACGACUUGGUGUCAUACGACUUUUCUUUUGCCCGUGACCUUCGGUCGGUUCCUCGUGCUCCGGGCCGCCUGCCUUUGGUCUCUACCGCGGGCAGAUUCGAUUUUGUCCAAAUCAGUGGCCUUAUCGUGUAA
Molecule: messenger RNA, 4437 nt
Organism: Symbiodinium sp. CCMP2592
Lineage: Eukaryota; Dinophyceae; Suessiales; Symbiodiniaceae
Source: the annotation of a GenBank genome assembly